Messenger RNA from Dromiciops gliroides (monito del monte), 5554 nucleotides. RefSeq names its product solute carrier family 41 member 2 (gene SLC41A2). The coding region runs from base 262 to 2013 and encodes 583 amino acids. Gene Ontology annotation, molecular function: monoatomic cation transmembrane transporter activity. Gene Ontology annotation, biological process: monoatomic cation transport. The transcript is spliced from 11 exons. NCBI's taxonomy places the organism in Eukaryota, Metazoa, Chordata, Mammalia, Microbiotheria, Microbiotheriidae. The record is from RefSeq and is a predicted model, not a curated record. Gene Ontology annotation, cellular component: plasma membrane.
GAUUCCCUUGAACUGUAGUAAAAAUAGUGUCCUGGUGUCCCAGGAGCAUGGCCUUUUCUGAAAAGAGGAUGCCCUUUUAUUCCCCUGGAUGGUGACAGGGCACACAGAAGCCUUGGUGGGAAUCUGCCCGAGAGGACCUUCACUGUGGGUCAGAUCCUGUCUGUGAAACUAGCAAACAUUUCAGAUCACUGAAGCCAUUGGUUUUUUUCCUGUUCUUUGCUUUAAAGCCCUGUUUAUAUUUGAGUCAUCUGCUGUUUUCUCAUGCGGUCCCAGACCCAAGGAGCACAGGGACAGGGGCAUUGUGACAACAAUAUGACUAAUAGUAAAGGAAGAGCUAUCACAAACAGAAGCAGCGGCGUAGUCAGCAGUAGAAAAGGAUUGGUAGAUUGGACUCUCCAUUUAAACACAGUUCAGCCGGACACAUUUUUAAGCCUUCUAUUGAGUAUGGUGCCCGUCAUUUACCAUAAAAGUCAAGAUGGCAUCUGGCAAGAUGGCCUGCCAGCCUCAGCACAGACAUUUAACAUGAGAACAGAUCAACACAUGGAGUACCAUCAUUUCUCAGAGCAGUCUUUUCAUGGCAAUAACGGACAUGUUCCGUCAAGCUGUAGCCCAAAGUAUGAUGACUAUGCUAACUAUAAUUACUGUGAUGGGAGGGAGACUUCGGAGACGACAGCCAUGUUAAAGAAUGAAGACAUGUCUAGUGAUGCUGACGAAGAUCUCAUUGGGGAAGGGAGUCACCGCUUGCCAAAGGAGUCCAGUGGCACGAUGGCCCUGCAGAUCCUGGUACCCUUUCUGCUGGCAGGUUUUGGAACAGUCUCGGCAGGCAUGGUUUUAGACAUAGUCCAGCACUGGGAGGUGUUCAAAAACGUGACUGAAGUUUUUAUCUUAGUCCCUGCACUUCUCGGUCUCAAAGGAAACUUGGAAAUGACAUUGGCAUCCAGACUGUCAACGGCAGUAAAUAUUGGGAAGAUGGAUUCGCCCAUUGAAAAAUGGAACCUCAUUAUAGGCAACUUGGCACUAAAACAGGUUCAGGCGACGGUGGUCGGUUUUCUAGCGGCAGUGGCCGCCAUCAUUCUGGGCUGGAUUCCAGAAGGGAGAUACCGCCUUGAUCAUUCCAUCCUCCUGUGUGCCAGCAGCGUCGCCACGGCCUUCAUCGCAUCCCUCUUACAGGGGAUAAUAAUGGUUGGUGUCAUUGUUGGCUCAAAGAAGACUGGUAUCAACCCGGACAAUGUGGCCACUCCUAUUGCUGCUAGUUUUGGGGACCUCAUUACUCUGGCCAUAUUAGCCUGGAUAAGCCAGGGUCUUUAUGCCUGCCUUGAGACAUAUUAUUACAUAGCUCCUUUAGUGGGUGCCUUUUUCUUGGCGCUGACUCCUAUAUGGAUCGUGAUAGCUGCCAAGCAUCCAGCAACAAGGACCGUUCUCCAUUCCGGCUGGGAGCCCGUCAUCACAGCCAUGGUUAUAAGCAGCAUUGGGGGCCUUAUUCUAGACACGACAGUAUCAGACCCGAAUUUGGUUGGAAUUGUUGUGUACACUCCAGUUAUUAACGGUAUCGGUGGUAAUUUAGUAGCUAUACAAGCUAGUAGAAUUUCUACCUACCUCCAUUUACAUGGCAAACCAGGCGAGGUGCCCGAUGAAGCCAAAGGCUGCUUCUACCCGUGCCGAACCUUCUUUGGUCCAGGCGUCAAUAACAAAUCUGCCCAAGUUCUGCUGCUUUUAGUGAUUCCUGGACAUUUAAUUUUCCUCUAUACCAUCCAUUUAAUGAAAAGUGGUCACACUUCCCUGACUGCAGUCUUCAUCGCCGUAUUCUUAUUUGCUGCUGUGUUACAGGUAUUCACCUUGCUGUGGAUUGCUGACUGGAUGGUGCAUCACUUCUGGAGAAAAGGAAAGGAUCCUGAUAGCUUUUCCAUCCCGUACCUUACAGCUUUGGGAGAUCUGCUUGGAACAGCCUUAUUAGCCUUGAGCUUUCAUUUUCUGUGGCUCAUUGGCGAUCGAGAUGGCGACGUGGGAGACUAAUGAAAUAUGGAAUUGCUGACUGUUCUCAGACCACAGGGAAGAAAGACAGAAGAUGGCGGCUUAUGACUCCUUUUCAAGGCCUUUAAUAUAAUACAGUAAUCUCAUUUUGGCUGGGUUAAUUUUAAGUUGGAACUGAUAUGAUUAAAUGGCCUUAACUUUUUUAAAAAAAUUGAAUUUGAAUAGAAAAUAAAAAUGAAGGGUAAUUGCCUUUCAUAUGAGAGAAUGAAGGAUUAUUUGACAUUGAAACAGAUAUGAGUUUCAUCACUUGAGUUAAUUAGAUCAGAAAAUAUGGAAGGCGUUUAAUAAGAGUAGUUUUGUAACUAGACACACCCCAGGAAUGCACUUUUCUGGUGUUUAAUUUGUAAUGGAAAGUUGUGGGGCGAGGGGGGGCGGGAUUGGCCUCUUUCUUGAUGAAUUUGGAUACAAUGAAAAUUCUAAUUUUAAUUUUUUAAAAAUACCCUUUUAGGGGUAGGUAGGUGGCGCAGUGGAUAGAGCACCGGCCCUGGAGUCAGGAGGACCUGAGUUCAAAUGUGGCCUCAGACACUGAACACUUACUAGCUGUGUGACCCUGGGCAAGUCACUUAACCCCAAUUGCCUCACUAAAAAAAAAAAAAUACCCUUUUAGAGUUUAAAAAGUUUUCACUGUUUCCACCCCUACAUCAGCUGAGUUUGAAUUUCAAAAGACCAGCCUUCAAAAGAUACAGUAUCAGAAAUGGAGAGUUCACCACGUGAAGCCCAAUGAGCUCCCCAGAGUUGCUGAUGACUUGACUCCAGCUGCGGCCUGUAUUCAACGGGGUGGUUGGGUUGGGGCUCACAGGAGAACAAUUAGGUCAUUUGGGGGUCAUUGAUUUUUUUUUUCACCAAAAGCCAGAGAUGUCGAAUCAAACAAGAGGAAGGAAUACAGCUGUGUGUGUUAGACGCAACACAGUAUGAAAAACCACCCUCUUCUUCUUUGGAAACGUGUGUUGGAGUUAGUAAUGAUCCUAGCGCUGUUUGAGGCAUCAGCAUGAAGAGAGGCUUGGAAGCAUGUCGCUGCAAUGCCUUGGGCUUGUUUAUAAGAGUCCGAAUUUGGUAUCAGGGUCUUAAAUGCUUCCCCGUGUAAAAUUAUUUCCAGCUAAGGAGGAUGCUUGGUCAAGUUCAUUUAUGCAGCAGGAAACAAUGAGUAAGAUUUACAGACGGGCGGGGGCAGCUAGGUGGCGUAGUGGAUAGAACACCAGCCCUGGAGUCAGGAGGACCUGAGUUCAAAUCCAGCCUCAGACACUUGACACUUACUAGCUGUGUGACCCUGGGCAAGUCACUUAACCCCAAUUGCCCCACCAAAAAAAGUUAAAAAAAAAAAAAAGAUUUACAGACGGGCAAGUGAAGGAUGUGGGUAUUUUUAAGGAAUCAACAGAAAAGCUUAAGUUUAUCCUAUAGGGGGUCAAAAAGAGGCUGGGGCACAUUGGCCCAAGCCUUCCCAAUGCGGCCUAUCUGCAAACCGGCUGAUUUUCACCGAUGGGCCAGAACACGUGCAUAGGGUAUAGUUUUUUGUCACCUGUUUUUCCAAGAAGCGCUCAUGUCUACUGGGGAUACUUGGACCGAUUUGAUUAAUUAUUGGAAAAGGGCAGCAUUUUUCUAUAAAAUAGAACGAAUCUGUAAACUCCAGUGGAAUUGCUGUAUCAGUUGUAUACUAAUUUAACUUCCACUUCGGAUUAAGGAGGGCAUUUCACUUUUCACGUGGUGACUCACAGGUUCGUGUUCACUUUAUUUAAGUAAGAGAUUCCGUAUGACUAUUGUGUUGAAAUCAUCCCUGUUGAGUACUUUAAAAUGAAGAGAGCUAGGUUCGGUUUUGGUUUUUACUUUAAUUAUGCCAUUUUCCUGCCUUAUAAUGCAGAUGUCACAGACAGUAAGAGAAGACAUUAGAGUUUCUACUUUGGAGAGUUAUUGUGUCACGCUGUGAACAUUCUUACAAAAGGAAGACUAAGUAUAAAUUUACAAAUAUUUAACUGAGAAGGUUUUAUAAAGAUCCAUUAAGACUUGGUUUGAUCUUAAUUUAAAGAGUUUGAAAAACACGUGUUUACACUUGGAUUGUAUGUUCUGUAAUCGUUUCUAGAACUUGUGUAUAGACUGAAAUUCCUAGCAAAUUUUGUUUUGGCUGCUUUUAGCAGGGAAAAAAAUAAUGCCACACCACAAUAUUCACCAAGCAGCUCUUUUUUUCAUUCAGUCACAAAGCCUCCGGUUGAGUCUUUAUUUCCCCAUCAGUGGCAGCAACGAAUUACCGGUUCUUAAAAAAUAGAAUGAUGAUGGGUUACAUUUACAUAUAAGUCCCUCUCAUACACUGUCUUGUACUGUGAUCCUCACAACCACCCUGUGAGGCAGCUAAUGCAAGGAUGGUUGCCCCUCAUUUCACAGAUGACAAAACUGAAAUCCAUAAGGGUCAACUGGUUCAGGACAAAACGUGGACGCCAGGUGAUCCCAAAAUUCUCGUGUCAGUGUUCUUUCUAUGAUGUUGAGCUGCCUCUGAGUACUCCAGUGUGACGCCCAUCCUUUAAGUCUCAAAGAGGGAAUCACACACACACACACACACACACACACAGAAACACACAUAUACAGACAUAAAGACACAGACACAAACAGAGGCACAUAUGGAGACACAGACAUACACACACAGAGAUAUACACACACCCACACAGAGAUAUACACACACCCUCCAGGGAAUCUUCCUUUUUUCGCUCAUCAUGGGCCACUUUUCAUUACUGGUGUACAUGAGGACCACAGACCUUAGGUUAACCCCAAACCUGGGGUUCUGGCUCAUUUCACCCCAUGCCUGAGUCAGCCUACAAGUAGCUGGAUUGGCUUGGGGUUCACCUCCAUUCCUUUUUUUCCUACUCAGUAGAUCAGGUCAGUACUGUGAAGGAGAAAAAGAAGAGAAACGGGCCCGAUUCAUGGGGUCACUUGUUUAGAGCCAACAACAGACCUUAGAGAUCAUCUGCUCUAGCCAGAGGAGGAAACCAAGGGUCCUAGUGGUAAAGCCACACAGCCAGUAAGGCCCAGAGCGGGGAACGCAGGGACUCCAACCCCACACCCACCACGUUGCCAGAGGCCUAGAACUCACAUGUUAUAGCACUUUAUUGUUGACAGAGCGCUCUCCUCCCAAAUGUUAUUUACAGCCCAGAGUAGACAAUCAUCCGCUGGUUGAGCUAAUUCUAAUAUGGAAGUACAUUGUUUAAAAAAUAAAAACACCACUAUGUGUGCUGAUCGUUAAUAAACUUAUCUAUGGAUUUGACUAUAUCGUGACCAAUUUUUUACAAUUUGCAAAAUUGACCGGGAUAUCCUUCCUCAUCAGCAACAGAUGACAGUAUUCAGUUCAGAAACUCCCAAUAAUUGUAUUAUGUAUAAAAAACCCUCCCACACAAUUAACCAUUAAUCACUUAUUAGUAGACACUUCACUUUGGUGUGUGUGUGUGUGUGGGGGAAGAUGCUUAUGUUGUUGGGUCAUCUCAAUUGUUCCUAUCUGUGAUAAUUUUUUUUUUCCUUUAGAAUAAAGUUUCUUGAAAAGAGA